Messenger RNA from Medicago truncatula (barrel medic), 921 nucleotides. Its product is annotated as photosynthetic NDH subunit of subcomplex B 5, chloroplastic. The coding region runs from base 59 to 697 and encodes 212 amino acids. The record is from RefSeq and is a predicted model, not a curated record. Gene Ontology annotation, cellular component: chloroplast. NCBI's taxonomy places the organism in Eukaryota, Viridiplantae, Streptophyta, Magnoliopsida, Fabales, Fabaceae. The transcript has 5 exons. Gene Ontology annotation, biological process: response to oxidative stress.
GCUGUUGAUAAAAGUGGAGAUAACAUAUGAAAGAGAACCAACCAACCAAGUCUGACACAUGGCGCUAUGUUCCUCACUUUCACUUGUCCCUCCUAUCAUCACUCCAUCAAAACUCACUUCAAAAUCCUUCUCUUCACCAACACCACUCAACUUUCAUGGCAUAUUCACCAAGAGUAAUAAUAACUCAACAAAAUUCUUGUUGAAUGCUGGUUUCAAUCUUGUUGAGCCUGACCUUAAUGAAGAUCCUGUUGACCAAUUUCGCACUAAUGGCAUUCCACCUGAAGAAUUUGAGUAUGGAAUAUUUGAUGGUCAUCAUACUUUUAAUGAAGGUGAAGAAAAGGAAGGAACAGUUUGGGGUGCCAUUAUGGAUGAUGUAAUAGCAGUAGGACCCCCCACUGGAUUUCAAGGGCUUAUAUCAUGGCUCUUCCCACCAGCCAUUGCUGCUGGGGUAUUCUUCGAUGUUCCGGGAGAGUACUUGUUCAUUGGAGCAGGGAUAUUUACAAUUGUAUUUUGCAUUAUUGAGAUGGAUAAACCUGAUCAACCUCAUCACUUUGAACCUCAAAUAUACAACAUGGAAAGAGGAGCUAGAGACAAGUUGAUAAAUGACUAUAAUUCCAUGAGCAUAUGGGAUUUCAAUGAAAAAUAUGGAGACCUUUGGGAUUUUACUAUCAAGAAGGAUGACAUAAUGAAGAGAUAAUUUUUUUCUUGUUUUUGUCUAUAUAUGUGCAUGGUAAUUCUUAAAGUAUAAUGAAUAUGAAGGAUUCCCUUGUAAAUUUGUUACUUUUCUUGCUUUUCUUUUUUAUGUUGAUCAACAUGUGUAUAUUCCCUAUUUCUAUUCUAAAGCAAACAUAAACUUAAGAAUGCUACUCCCCUUGUCUAAAAAAAUGUAUGAGUUAGGAUUCUUUCAACAUUUUUUUUCCA